CUAUAGGUGGUAUGGUAUUCUUGAGCGAGCAAUUCAUUUUUAAACCGAACCAUUAUUUCGCACAUUGAAGGCCAAAUUAUGACUAUAUAAACUGGGGUAAAAGGAUCAGGUCUUCAGACUCUUCAGAUCUUCACACAAUCAUGAACGCUUUGUUUGUAGCCGUUUUUGCCGCCUUGGCCGCCGCCACUAGCGCUGGAGUCAUCGGCCAUGGGCAUGGGGCUAUUGUGGCCGGACCCUCCGGAGUGGUGACUCCAUACGGACCCAUCGGGCCUGCUGGCCAUGGCCAUGGGCUUGGAUUGGGCUUGGGGCUGGGAUACGGACAUGGGGCCGUCGUCGCCGGGCCUGUGGCCCACACCGCCGUGGUUGCCGGGCCUGCCCUAGGUCUCGGUUACGGUCUGGGUUAUGGGGGUUUGGGUUAUGGACAUGGGUUGGUUGGGUAUGGUGCCCAUGGGGUCGCCGUCAAGGGCCCUGCCACCGUCCCAGCUGUCAUUGCCGGACCUUCUGGUAAAAUCGUAGCCGAUGGCUUGUACGGAGUGCCGCACUAUGGACACUACGGCCACCAUUGGUAAAAUAAAUGGUACAAAAAAGGAUCCCACGGUCAGUGACUACAUGCGCUUAUGACCACUUGUGUGUACUUUGUAAAUGCUUAUUUAUAUGUUCUAAUAGUACGUGAUGAUAAUAAAUAAUUAUUGAAUCUGA
Messenger RNA from Tribolium castaneum (red flour beetle), 699 nucleotides. Its product is annotated as cuticle protein 64. The transcript has 2 exons. The record is from RefSeq and is a predicted model, not a curated record. The coding region runs from base 141 to 569 and encodes 142 amino acids. Lineage: Eukaryota; Metazoa; Arthropoda; Insecta; Coleoptera; Tenebrionidae.